UAGGGUGUGGUAGACCUGCUAUCUAUAAAUCAGGCCAGAGUGUAAGAGCAGUUGAAGUUGAAAGCGUAUGUUGUGACGCUUGUGUUUCUAAUCUCUCUGAUAGGAUGGCAACUGGAGCGGAUUCACCAUUGGUCCUUGUGACUGGGGCAACUGGGUUUGUCAGCAGCCACGUGAUCAAGCUGCUUCAGGAGGACGGCUACAAAGUCCGGGGGACUGUCAGAAGUUUACAGAAUGAAGAAAAGUUGAAACCCAUCAAAGAACUCUGCCCAGAUGCUCCACAAAAGGUAGAACUUGUAGAAGCUGAUUUGACAAAAGACGAAGGAUGGAAUGAUACUAUCGUAUCAACAAUAUACAGUACUGGAGAUACUUACCAUAACGCACGGACAGGUGAUACACAGACAGGAAUCACAAACAACGAGCAAUUUAAACUGAAUGAUUAA
Molecule: messenger RNA, 440 nt
Organism: Limulus polyphemus (Atlantic horseshoe crab)
Lineage: Eukaryota; Metazoa; Arthropoda; Merostomata; Xiphosura; Limulidae
Product: dihydroflavonol 4-reductase-like
Exons: 3
Coding region: 105-440 (111 amino acids)
Source: RefSeq, a predicted model, not a curated record